CUCUCUCCAUUUAUUGUCAGACCAAAAAAACAAUCUCAACUCUCAACUCUAUUCUUGUUGAUCAAACACUCUUUAAGAUUUAUAGCCUAUUUGUUUUGUUAUGAUUCUGAUCUGUUUUGCCGCCAGUGCAUGAUCAGAUAAUAAUCCAGGCAUCUCUCUCUCUUUAAAAGCAACUUUUCUGUUUUUCCAUUUCAAAGCCCCUCUUUGAUGGAGAUCACAGGCACCCAUCAACAACCCUUUACCUCUCAGCCACAUGCAACAGACCUAUUGAAUUGAAUUGAAUUGAUUAGCUUCUCUUUGCUUCUUCCUCAGGAUACACUGUAAUUGGACAGCCUAAUCCACCACCUCAUAUCUCUUCUCUGUGCCUUCUGUUUCCUGCUUCUCUUCCCUUCUGCUUCUGGUUAUUAGCCUUCCCCUCCCCUCCUCUUCUGUAGAAGCAUAGAAUUAGAUGAUGUCGGAUAAUAUUCUGACGAAGCCUGACAACAGUGACGAUAACCAGAUAUCCGGUGGUGGAAGCCGUAAGACGGCGGCGGCAUCAGUGAGGCUACCGGAGCCACCCUUGAAAUGCCCACGAUGCGAUUCUCCCAACACCAAGUUCUGCUACUACAACAAUUACAGCCUUACACAGCCACGGCAUUUCUGUAAGACGUGUAGGAGGUAUUGGACCAAAGGUGGAGCUCUACGCAACGUUCCCAUUGGCGGUGGUUGUCGCAAGAACAAGAGGAUGAUUAAAUCAAUUUCUAAGGUUUCUUAUGGCGAUUCAAAGGACUCCGCCACAUCAUCUCACUCUGGUAGUGGAUUCAAGCUCUUUCAGGGACUUUCUCCUUCCAUGGACUUCCAACUUGGUGGUGUUGGUGUUGGUGUUGGUGGUGGUGGUGGUAUUGGUGGGGGGCUCCCUUUCUCUAUACUUCAUUCUUCCACAACCAAUUCUGUUUAUAGUUCUAAUAACAACCAUCAAUUCGUCUCUUUGGGAGGAGACUUAUCUUCAGCUGCUGCUGCUGCAACUGCAACAAAUCCUUCCUGUUUUGAUUCAUGGGGUUCCACUAGGAAGGCGGAGGUAUUAAGAAUGAGUUCUACACAAGUCCCUAACAUUGAUAUCGAUGAUGCUGUUGGAACAGGUGCUUCAGGGUCCUUGAUGGGUUUUAACCUAAGCAGCUAUCCUAUUGGGAUUGGGGGUGGGGAUUUCAAAUCCGAUGGUGGGAUUAGGGAUAUGGGUUCCAUGAAUGUUCACAGUAGCCUUGCUUCUUCUAUUGAAUCUUUGAGUUAUAUUAAUCAAGAUCUUCACUGGAAAUUGCAGCAACAGAGAUUGGCUAUGCUUUUUAGUGGAGAAACGCCUAAGGAUGGAGAAGAUAUUGUUUCAGCUCUUCCUAGUGUACCUGAAAUCCAAUCACAGAAACCAGAACCCAUUUCCUUUCAGAAUCUGGGGAUCUUUGAGAACAACACUCACACCCCAACCUCCACUACCACCACUGCCACCAAGAACAACAACAGUGGCAGCAAUGAAAUCGAUAAUUCAAGCAACUGGAAUGGAAUUCAAGCAUGGACUGAUUUGCAUCAGUAUAGUGAGUUGCCCUAGUAGAGAGCAGGAGGAGGAGAACUAAA
This is a messenger RNA of Macadamia integrifolia, 1602 nucleotides long. Its product is annotated as dof zinc finger protein DOF5.7-like. Lineage: Eukaryota; Viridiplantae; Streptophyta; Magnoliopsida; Proteales; Proteaceae. The transcript has a single exon. The record is from RefSeq and is a predicted model, not a curated record. Gene Ontology annotation, molecular function: DNA binding; DNA-binding transcription factor activity. Gene Ontology annotation, biological process: regulation of DNA-templated transcription. Bases 449 to 1576 code for a protein of 375 amino acids.